Messenger RNA from Tripterygium wilfordii, 537 nucleotides. RefSeq lists its product as uncharacterized. Gene Ontology annotation, biological process: DNA integration. Lineage: Eukaryota; Viridiplantae; Streptophyta; Magnoliopsida; Celastrales; Celastraceae. The coding region runs from base 1 to 537 and encodes 178 amino acids. Gene Ontology annotation, molecular function: nucleic acid binding. The record is from RefSeq and is a predicted model, not a curated record. The transcript has a single exon.
AUGUUUACUGGGGGAGAAUUCAGAUCGUUUGCUGAAGAUUUCAGAAUCAAGCAGAUCAACUCAACUCCUUACUACCCUCAGGCCAACGAUCAGGCCGAGGUAAACAACAAGGUCAUCAUCAACAUGCUGGAGAAGAUGAUGGAUGAUAAUCCUAGAGUGUGGCACAAGAUUCUCCCAGAAGUCCUGUGGGCAUACAGAACGAUAAAACGGUCAAGUACUGGCACAAGUCCAUUUCAUUUGACUUAUGGACAUGAUGCUAUACUUCUAAUGGAGAUUGUCAUUCCUUCUCUAAGGGUGGCAAGACAAAACAGCUUGAUUGCAGAGGAUUAUUCAAAGGCAAUGGUGAUGGAAUUGGAGCAGGUAGAAGAAUACCGCAUUCAGGCUUUCAAUAGAAUGCUGGUCCAGAAGAAGAAGAUUGUUAGGGCUUACAAUAAAUGUGUAAAAAAUAAGAUCUUUCAUGAAGGUAAGUUAGUAUGGAAGGCUAUCUUACCAUUUGCUAUCAAAGACCGAGAGUUCGAUAAAUGGUCACCUAAUUAG